Messenger RNA from Myzus persicae (green peach aphid), 2218 nucleotides. RefSeq names its product zinc finger protein 189-like. The record is from RefSeq and is a predicted model, not a curated record. Lineage: Eukaryota; Metazoa; Arthropoda; Insecta; Hemiptera; Aphididae. Bases 1254 to 1859 code for a protein of 201 amino acids. Gene Ontology annotation, molecular function: DNA-binding transcription factor activity, RNA polymerase II-specific; RNA polymerase II cis-regulatory region sequence-specific DNA binding. The transcript has 2 exons. Gene Ontology annotation, biological process: central nervous system development; regulation of transcription by RNA polymerase II. Gene Ontology annotation, cellular component: nucleus.
AAAAUUAUAAUAUUGAUACAUACAAUUAUUUUAACGAUGACGGCUUAUGGAAACGUUUAAACAACUUAAAUGCAUCAACAAUAGUUGAAUAGAAAAUCAAAUUCUAUUAAAUUCAUAUUUUAUAAUGAACUCAUAUGUCUAUAGUCUAUAUUACUCUAAAUAUAACUAUACAACUAAUAACUAAUAAGUAAUAAUAUAACGUUGUAACCAACGCACGUCUCACGGUACCGGUACGUAUUAACUAUCGAAAUAAGAAGGUACAAAAUGCGGGUAAAAAUGAAUUAUGAAAUUAAUGAACUAUUUAUUAUUAUAAGGGUCUAUUUAUUGAUGUCAUAAUUUAAUUUUCAAAUAAUAGAUUAUGGAUUGCACAGAAAACAGAAAAUGGAUUAAACGUUGUAUAGUUUUACUUUCUUCGAUUAAAACUGCCUUUAGUACCUCGAGUAGUUCAGACGGCGAUUACAAUUUUUGUCUAAGUUUGAUAUUGAAAAUGGGAAUAUAAUAGGUAUUAUUUUAAUUUUUCUAUUUAGAAAUGAAAACAAUAAGAGAGAGCCUGAACUCCGAAGCAAAAAUAAGACGAAAAAUAAUGAAAAUUAAUUUUAAACGGGAUAAAAUAGAUAUCUUUACGAAGAUGAUAAAUAACAAAAUAAGUACUAUACAUAUCUGCAAAGACGUAGAUGUGUUAAAAGAAUUAUACCACCAAUAAAAUCAAACCGACUAGUUUUUAGUUUAGUGAUUACAUGUGUCAAGAUUAAAUAUUAACACAAUAUUAUUGGUGUUCUCAUUUUGUACUCGGUCUAGUGCCGAUAACGAAUAAUAAUUUAUUAUUUUUGAGCAUCAUACAGUAAUAGUAACAAAUUAACAACAUUGGUAUUAUUAUACCAAGAGGCAGCGCUACCCACAAUUAUCUAAUAUAUUAUUAUUAUCUAAAAACAUCCCAAUGCACACCAACAGCAUAUGGACGAAAAUAGAAAUAAUUCUCGAUGCGGUAAAAAUAUUAUUGUUUAUUAUAGUGAUAACAAUAUAUAGAUUGGUUCCCGUCGACGCUCGUCGGUGCAAAGUCUAAUUACUGCUAAACAGCUGAGCAUGAUUCCCUGUCCACUGGCUAUUACCAAUAAUUCAAACCAAAUAUGCUCAGUUCUAUUAUAGUCAUAUAUUAGUCGGACGCAGCUCCUGAGUCGACGACAUUCUACCUCUUCAAGAUAGUGUUGUUUAAAUAAUUGAAGAAUUCCAAAUAAUUACCAAAACAGAUCGAGAUGUCCGACAGCCAGGCACAACAGACUGAGGCUGUAUGGUGUCUCCAAAAUCAGCCACAACAACAGCAAAUUCAGCGGCAACGAAAACCAGUACAACCAGCGCAGCGGCGUCAGUCUGUGACCAAAGAGAUAAGCUUGGAGUGCGCCAGGGACUUGGAGUGCGACAAGUGCGCGCGCAUGUUCCCGACCAAGAGGUUCUUGGCCCAGCACUUGGCGCCGGACAAGCGCAAGUGCCAACUGUGCUGCAAACGGUUCCGGCACGUUAGCAACCUGGUGAACCAUGUGCGUGUGCACACGGGCGAAAAGCCGUACACGUGCGUGGUGUGCCGCAGGUCGUUCGCACAGGUGGGCAACCUGCGCACUCACGUUCGCGGCGUCCACUCCGGCCACACGCCGUACGCGUGUGACGUCUGUGGUCGGCAGUUCACGCAGAUGGGCAACCUGGCCACGCAUAAACGCGUCCACGACGUCGACAAGCCGUACGCGUGCGACAAGUGCCGAGUGUCCUACUGCCAACAGUACCAGUUGGUCAGGCAUCAGAAGACACACCGCGUAACCGUUUCUCCUCCUGGUCCUUUGCCGCUGUCACCUUCUCAGAGCCAAUAAAGGGAUUGCGGUUAAUUGAUCAUUGUUAUAAUCAGUAUUAUUAUUAUUAUCAACAGAUCACGGCGUACUUCUCACUCCCGGGGUGUCCCGAAGAAAAUUGAAGACGAUUAUAAUUUAAAAAUAAUAUUAUCAUGCACAAAGUGUAUCGCAUUAUAGAUUCUACGAUCACAAUAUAUUUUCUUGUUAUCUUGCCAACGGGUGCCUCUAACAGUUAUUUUAGUAAUAUUUAUGUUUUAUUUGUAUACUUUUAUUUAAAUACUUGUCGUCACACGCCACGAACAAGUAAACAAAAUUUACAUUUGCAUAUUUUAUCUCGAGGAGUAAUAAUUAAAAAUACAUUUUUGUUUGUUUUACCUUUA